This is a messenger RNA of Phaedon cochleariae (mustard beetle), 854 nucleotides long. The record is from the annotation of a GenBank genome assembly. Lineage: Eukaryota; Metazoa; Arthropoda; Insecta; Coleoptera; Chrysomelidae.
UGAAUGUUUCAUCUAGUUCUAUUUAUUCAUAGAUUAUGCUAAAGUUAUUACUACAAUUGACUAAAAACAGUUUGGCCAACGGUCCCAGUCCGAAUGUUUUCAAUAAUUUGAAAUGCAUAAACUGUAGUAGGAGCAGAUCCUUCAGUAAAAAAGUAGCUGAUCACAUCAAUGAAGGUAGAAAAAGAAAUAUUAGAUCAACACUUUACUAUGUUACUGCUGCGGGUGUAGUGACUGUUGGCUUAAGCUAUGCAGCUGUGCCACUUUAUAGAAUGUUUUGCCAAGCAUACAGUUAUGGAGGAACCACUGCCAUAGGACAUGAUGCCAGUAAAGUCGAGACUAUGUCUAAGGUGCAACAUAAACCAAUUAAAAUCAAAUUCAAUGCUGAUACUGCUGCAAGUAUGAGAUGGAAUUUCAAACCUCAACAGAGUGAACUUACUGUUUGUCCAGGAGAAACAGCACUGGCAUUUUAUACUGCUAAGAACCCAACUGAUACUCCAGUUAUAGGAAUAAGUACUUAUAAUGUAGUUCCCUUUGAGGCUGGACAGUAUUUCAAUAAGAUUCAGUGUUUUUGUUUUGAAGAACAAUUGCUCAACCCACAUGAACAGGUAGAUAUGCCAGUAUUUUUUUACAUAGAUCCAGAAAUCACUGAGGACCCAUACAUGGAGUACGUGAGUGAAAUUACUUUGUCCUACACAUUCUUUGAGGCCAAAGAUGGUCUUAAACUACCUCUUCCCCCUCAUAUGAAAGCAUGAGAAAGUUCUUAGUCUGUUGAUGAAAUAAAGUAUAUUUAUUCUACCACCUCCUCUUCAAUUAACCUACAGACAGUAAUUAAAUAAAGUAUAGUUUCAUUUGUA